GGAGGAACACACGCCGCUGCUCGGCGGCUCAUGAAGUAGUUCAGGCGUGACACCUUGGGCUGCGGCUGCAUUGCGGCAGAUCAGCUGGUUCCCGGAGCACUGGGCGUGCAGCCGUUCCACAUUAAGCCUGUCCGCAGUAGUCAGCGCCCGGCACCCACAGUUGACGAUGUUGGACCUGCUCAGCACCCAGUACGAUUCCUUUCUGUUCUGGAGGACCCCCAUCCCUGUGAUCGACCUGGCCGAAAUCGAGAUUCUGGUGCCGAACAUCGCGAAAUCAGGCUCCGGAGGUCAGACCCCAGAAUCCAGAUCCCCCGCGUCUCAGGGCGUGUCAGAGGAGGAGGAGGAGGAGCACAUCUUGGCCGAGUACAACUCCUUCAAUUUCUGGAGAGCCCCUAUCGCGAGCUUCAGUGGAAUCGACCUGGAACUGCUUUAAUCCCCCCGCAAUGUUGAUUACAUGUUGUUAGCAUUUUAUAAAUUUUCCUGUACCAACAGAUCCAAUUACUUUAGCAGCCUCCAUCUAGUGUUACAUUGAAUCCUUGAUCAGCAUAUUUUGGGAGUAAAAGCAAGGUAAAUUUUGAGUUGCUAUGGUUCCCCUGUCCACAUUGCAACGUAGAUUAUCAAUUAAUUUUUGCUCCCUAAUCAAAAGAUGCUGCGCAAGAGCACGUUCAACAACCACCUAAUUUGCCCCAUUUUCCACACAGAUUUACGAAAAUCCCCUUCAAGUGUUUAACCAUUUUUUUGAAAGUCAAUGGUGAAACGGCUCCCACUGACCUAUUUUUCGCUUAAACACUCCCCUCGCCUUUCCUCUGACAUUAACGAGAAAGGAAGACCAUUUAGCCGCAUCCAUUAGAACGCGGCUAAUCUGUAUCUGAACGUUUCAAUAUCUGUCACCCUCAGUUUUUACAUCACCUAUGGAUCCCAGCUUCCUGGGGAAGAGGUCCACGUCUUCUCCCCUCUCCCCACACCCCCACCCCCGCUGUGUGAGGAAGUGCUUUGUUACCCUGGCUCUGAUUUUAAGGGUCUCCCUUUUAUUUUGGAGCAUAGCCUUGUAUUUUUCUCUCUCGCCCACUCUCUGUCCUACAGAAGCAGACACGAGAGACUGCAGAUGCUGGAACCUGGAACAACAAACAAAGAUCGGGCAGCAUCUGUGGUGGGGGGGGGGCAAAUGGGCAGUCGACAUUUCAGGUCGAGACCCCUCAUCCUCUGUCCAUUUCCCCGCACAGAUGCUGCCUGAUCCGCUGAGUUCCUCCGGCAUUUUGUUUUUUUUUCUCUCUCUGUGUCAUGUAGAAUUCUUUAACCAUAAGUGAGGAAAAUACAAGCAAAUUAUCUUCACCAAGGUAAAGCAACCCACGGCAACGGGAGUAGGGGAGGGGUCGGGCAACAGCGAUUGCCCGCGAGUACCGCAAAGAUGCUGUCGAACUGCCUCUCGUGGCCUGACAGUGACAGUAGCCCUGGGCAACCACUUGCCCCACCCUGUCGCAGUGGCCACAAGCGACCCAGCUGCAGUCGUGCCGGGGCUUGUGCGGUUCGCAGAACAAAGGCGAUCGAAGACCCCGUUGACCUGCCAACCACGCCCUGAUAUAUUUCUCUUUCUGCUGCCGUGGCUUCUUGGUUAUUUACAUUGUCGAUGUUUGAAUGUGCAGCCGUUGUCUCUUGACAGCCCUCUGCUGUCGGGGGUCAUCGCUGCUGAGCCCGGGGGUUGUCUGAAUGGUGCAUAGAUUUGGGGACAUGGCAUGACACGGGAGGAAGUGGGGCGAUCACAGUACCUCCCUGGAUAGGACAGAAAUGGUUAAAGUUUGCAUCUUCUGGAGGGUUGCCCCGGCUUGCUAUUCGGUUGGAAUCGCAGUUGGUGUCUCCCGUGUCCCAGCCCGCGCAGCUUUGAUGCACCGUUGAUCCAUCCAGAACAUUAAAUGUGAAUUUGAAAACCGUUAAAUGGGGCGCUGUGCCUCCUAUCAAUCAAUAUAUCGAUUAGCAAAUGCGGUGGAGGUCAGUGCAUUUAAAAAAAAACUGUGACUCAAAUGAAUUAUUUAUUUAACUUAUUUAUAUUUAUUUUUAAAUAUUUAAGGCGUCUGUGAAACGGAAAACAUUUCCCUGUGACGUUCCGGCAAGUCCGGGGGUGGGAUGUGUUCCGCCAGGUUAGCCGAGGGGGUAACCUCAGCAAGGGGCACCCCUCCCAUGUUCAUCUUGGGUCUCUGGUGGAGGAAAGGAGCGAGGGAGGUAAGAACCCCAGAGUCUCUGUGGCAUUGGUUCAUUUCAUUGGAGGUGGGGGAGUUUUCAUGGCUCUUUAUACAGCAAGGAUUUCCCCCUCAGUAUUGGGGUGGGCGCCCGUGGGAGCUGACAAAUUCCUGCCGCUCCACAGCCGCUCUUUCUGGGACACACUGAGACAGUGCAGCAAAUCACCCCACCCUGUCUGUUACCCCUGUGGAUCCCUGUGAGCUCAGCGCUCACGGUACCUCGUCCAGCCCAGAGGUUGCGAACACGAGCUGACACCAACUUCUCCCGCCGGCAGGAUCCUAGAUGGGAGUCGCUGGAGCCAUGAGGCGGUACCUGCUGCCCACUGUGUCAUCGUUCGGUUGACCAUGUAUUCUGGGUUAGCGAGGAUGGAGAAGUGGGUAGUUGUCCUAUGAAGUCCUCUUGGGUUUGGGGGAAUGAAGGUGAUCGUAUUGAAGAAGCUUGAGAAUGUAGAGGCAGAGGUGAUGUGCCCCCGACUGAGAUGUCUCGGACCUGGAGUUGGUCAGAGGUUGACUAAUAUUUGGAAAUUCCUACCCCACAGAAUGAUGGAAGCGCAUUCAAAAAAGCAAAUGCUAAACAGGUCCGGUCACAACUGGCGAGGGGUCUCUGACCUGGAACGUUAACUGUUUCUCUCCCACAGAUGCGGUUUGACCUGCUGAGCGUUUCCGGCAUUUUCUAGGUUUGUUUUGGAUUCAAGACAGUAUCAAGUUUUGAGCAUGAAGGGAAUCAAGGGAUAUGGGGCGAGUGAAGGGAAAUGACACUGAGGCCAGUCGCUGUCUUGUUGAAUGGCGGAGCAGGGGACAAAGGGCCACAUGGCUCACUCCUGUUUCUAUUGCUUGCGAGAGAAUUGUCCACUUUGGCCUGUCUCCCCUGCCUCUACUGGGAAUUAUGCUGGUUAGGGAUUGCCAGUUACAAAUACACAUUAAUAAAGGCUGCAGCUGCUCCCAUGGGUACCCACCCCAAUACUUGGGGGGCGGGGUGGAAUUCUUGCCAUACAAAGAGCCAUGAAAGUUCUCCCAUCUCCAAUGAAAUUAAACGAUGCUACAGAGAUGAAGUCUUCACUGCAGGGUAAGAGACUUCCCUCUGUGGGCUGAUACCAGGCACUGGAGACUAGACACUGGACUUAGGGUGUGACUCAUUUUGGCACGUGUCCCAGGGCCAACAGCAAGAACUGUGCAUAUAUAGGGAGCCACUCAACCCUCGGGUCUGCUCCAACAUUUAAAUGGACCUUCAGCACUUUCCUACCUGAUCCCAGUAUGUCUCCAAAAGUCUAUUGAUAAUCAAUUUUGAAUAGAUUCACUCAACAGCCCUCUUUCCACAGCCAGGUCCUUAAGCCCAUUGGAUCCUACCCUUCUCCCAUAUCCCACAGUAGCCUUCAAACACAGCUCGCUUCUGACUCUUAACAAUCCCGAGAAAGCAAUCAUUGAAAGACGAUUGUACAGUCCUAUUAGUGUCUCCCUGCUGCCCCACUGAUUGUAGAUGCUUCAUGUGAAUGUCACAGAACCAACAAUAAAUUGAACUCAUUAAAGAAA
This is a messenger RNA of Pristis pectinata (smalltooth sawfish), 3764 nucleotides long. RefSeq names its product MLLT11 transcription factor 7 cofactor (gene mllt11). The transcript is spliced from 2 exons. Gene Ontology annotation, cellular component: nucleoplasm; cytosol. Lineage: Eukaryota; Metazoa; Chordata; Chondrichthyes; Rhinopristiformes; Pristidae. The record is from RefSeq and is a predicted model, not a curated record. Gene Ontology annotation, biological process: positive regulation of mitochondrial depolarization; positive regulation of release of cytochrome c from mitochondria; apoptotic signaling pathway. The coding region runs from base 167 to 433 and encodes 88 amino acids.